Molecule: messenger RNA, 1047 nt
Organism: Prunus mume (Japanese apricot)
Lineage: Eukaryota; Viridiplantae; Streptophyta; Magnoliopsida; Rosales; Rosaceae
Source: RefSeq, a predicted model, not a curated record
UUGUUGAACAAAGAAAAAGAACAUUUACCAAACCGUUACGAAUUUUACCAGUCUCAGAGCUUAUGGCUAAAUCGUGCUGAUGAGUUGGUUGGUGGCGGUGACGUAGUGGCAUGAAUCGCUCCAAAACCGUAGCUUUCCUCUGGCUCUUCUCUGCCUUGCUCUUCUACUCUCUCUUCCAAAUGGCGCUCCGGAACUCUGAUUCUUCACACAAUUACACAUCUGCUUCUGAUUCUAUGGUUUCCAACAAGGAGCAGAGGUCCGCCUUGUACGAUCAGAUGGCUAGGGAUUUGGAUCAGCACGGACCGCUUUUUCUCCAACAUGGCCACACUUCUCAGUCUCUCUCGCUUUCUGAUAUUUUUACCAUCAAGGAUGGAUCUGUAGCACCUAUACUUAAGGCAGCAAAUCCCCCUGUACGUGCUAAUGUUUUGCAUCUGAGCACACAGUAUUCGGUUCCGAUAUCGGAGGCUCUUAAACCUAUACUUGAUCCGUACUUUGAUAAAGUGAUUUGGUUUCAGAACUCCAGCUUGUACCAUUUUAGUAUGUUCCAUGCCUCACACCAUAUUUCACCUGUUCCUGCGACUCAAGAUGAGAUUGAAGCCGAAGCAGCUGCUGUUAGAGCUGUCACACAGGAACUCUGCCCUUUAAAAAUUGUCCUAGACAGGGUGGUUUUAACUUCAACAGGUGUGCUUCUUGGGUGCUGGCAGGUAAUCUCUGGAUCAGAUCCUAUAACCAUUCGUGCAAAAUUGAGGACUGCACUUCCACGGGCACCAGAGAAGCAACUUUAUGAUGCGGCUAUUCUUCAUACAUCAUUUGCAAGGCUUCUGGGUCACCCGAAAGCAUCAUCCAUGAUGCUAUCUAACACUGGGGAUCAGGUCCGCUUCUUCCAUGGGCUUGUUGAUCGUCUAAACAAUGAACUCCGAGGAUUUGAGGCGGUUGUAUCUGAGCUCUGGUAUGUUGAGGAAUUUGAUGUUUUGGCUCUUGCUUUGAAUGGAAGAAUGAAGAUGCGCAGGUUCCAACUUGGCUGCUCAAGAAAUUGACGUCAUGAAA